CUUGCAGCAGCUCGUGGCGAAUCGAUCCAGAGGUCGUAUAUCAUCUUCGUCAGCAUGGCAGACCCGGAUCAGCCUCAGAGCUUGCCACAAGACAUCCCUACUGCACUCUACAUCGGACACCAUGAAUCGCAAAGAACUGCUGCAGUCACACCAGAAUUGCUGGGCCAAGCAAACCUCGCUGGAUAUGAUAUGCUUACUGCUCCUUUGACAACCCCUCACUUCCAGUCACGGGUUCUGACGUGCCUCGAGGAAUACGUUAAAGAGAUCAAGACUGCCAAGCAUGCUGAAACAUUGCCACUUCCUACCAUAGCACCUCUUCUGCCCGAAGACACCGAUUUGGGGCCAGAUGAGGGCAACAUUGCGAUCAUCGGUGUCGUCAGCCCUUGGAUCGAUCUUGGAUCUCCAGACCCUCUUAUCGCGCAUGUCAGCCGGCAAGUCUUCAGUCUCGAGGUUGCCUACGCAGCGUUCGUGGGCAUCGGCAAUGUUAUUGUUCACGGCCCCAUUGAAGGCUCGGAUCACGUCCAGUAUGCCCGCGCUGUCCUCGAAGGGUUGGGUCUUGGUCCCUAUGUCCAACUACAGAUCCUCCUCCCGAUCACAGGAGAGCUCGAGCUCGAAGGUGCUGAGGGAGCACAUCUAUCUGAGCUUGCGCGAGAGAAAUAUAUGCCAGCGCCAAGUGAAGAAGACGAGGCAGAGCCAGAGCUGUUCGGCACCUGGGAGACGUGGAACACGAUCCGGGCCAUGGGACAGUACAGCAAUAAGCUGACAGUAGCACUCGAACUUCCGCGCCAACUACCCUCGCUCGAGCUUCAAUCUCGUUGGUUCUCCGAGCCUGUGCGGACAUUGGUAAUGCCACGAACCACGUUUCUUCGCAACCAAGCUGGCUAUCCUGUUCUAGACAAGGGCCACCAGCAGUUACUAUCGCGAUUUCUGCGCCUCAAGUUCGCGCCAUGGGUGCUACUGGCCGACGUUGAUCCUAUUGAAGCUGCCGAGGAUGCACUUGGACAAUCAGGGCCAGAACCAACGCCAGCAGAAGCAGCAUCUGCGGCGUCUAAAAGCAAAGCCGCUGAUACCUUGGCUCAUCUGCGUUACAUGCGACGCUUGCAACAAACGCAACCAUCACGCCCCCCAGUGGAGAAAUUCGGCCAAGGCUAUCAGGACUACAUACAAUCACCCCUCCAGCCUCUGACUGAUAAUUUGGAGUCAAUCACUUACGAGGUCUUCGAGAAGGACCCGGUCAAGUACGAAUGGUACGAGAGAGCCGUGGCUGUAGCGCUCAAGGACAUUCGUGCCAAGCUUGGAGAAGACAAGAGGCCGAUUGUCUGCGCAGUUGCAGGAGCUGGAAGAGGUCCGCUUGUCACUCGCGUUCUACGAGCAAGCAAAUCUACUGGCAUCUCGAUUGUGCCAUGCGCAGUCGAGAAGAAUCCUAAUGCUCACGUCCUCAUCCAACGACGCAACGCCACUGAUCCGCUCUGGAACAAACAAGUCCUAGUCUACAAAUCCGAUAUGCGAAGUUGGCCAGGUCCCACCAUCGACGGAAAGGUCAACAAGGUCGACAUCCUCGUAUCUGAACUGCUUGGCUCUUUCGCCGACAACGAACUCUCGCCCGAGUGUCUCGAUGGCGUCCAACACGUCCUACAUCCCGACUACGGAGUCAACAUCCCUCAAUCCUACAGCGCUCAUUUCACCCCAAUUUCUACACCGCGUCUACACAGCGACCUCCUCAGCCGCAGCGGUGAAGACAAAUGGGAACUUCCUGCUGUUGUCAUGCUUCAUCAGUACGAUGACCUAUGCCGUGGACCGACUCAAAAGAACGGGCAAAUGCAGUCUGUCGUCUUUCCUGAAUUGACCCCCGAGAUCAAAGACGCCUGGGUCUUCUCUCAUCCGAUUCCUGAAGCGAUCAUCGCCCAUGCUGCUCAUCGCGCAGGCGGCACUCUGGAUGCUGGAGGCUUUACCGGCGGCGACGGCAAGAACGAGCACAACGUCCGCACCUGCCACACCAGAUUCAGUGCUAAGAACCGCGGAAUAUGCCACGGUCUAGCCGGGUACUUCGAGUCCGUCCUCUACGCUCCAGAAGACCGCAAACUCCCGCCUAUCGAGCUCUCCACGAAUCCAAUCACGAUGGACCAAAAGAGCAAGGACAUGAUAUCUUGGUUCCCGAUCUUCUUUCCGCUCAAAACUCCGUUGUAUGUUCCGGACGACGCAGAAGUCGAGGUCACGAUGUGGAGACAGACAGAUGAUCGGAAGGUGUGGUACGAGUGGAUAGUGGAAGUCUAUCAGAAGGUCGGAGGGAAGAGGUGGAAGCUGGGUGGAAGUGUGUUGCAUUCGAGUCGAACGAAUGGGUGUUUGAUGUGAACAGGAAGUCGUCCUGAGCCGGCAAUAAGAAAGGGUGAUUGUCAAGUGUGGUGACAUCCAUACGAGAGGCUGUAUGAGGCAUUGGAGACGAUGCCAAGACAGUUGCCUGAGAGCAUAGCUUCUCCGAGAGAAUGGAGGCUGACUAGCCCAGGAGGCUGGCCACUCGCAAAUGCCCUCAUUUAGGAGGCAAUACCCGCCUAAAAACAUCUGUCCCUCGAAACCGCGGCAGCAAGCACAAGUAUCCCAAAAAAGCUCUCCGGGUCGAAACACUGCCUGCCGCCGCACGAAUGAGGCCAGAUCCCCGAAAGGCACCGAAGAAAGACAUACUUUUCGGCGAUAGCACAGGUUCGCAUCGUUACAAAUUGAAGGCGUGAAACUCGAAGGGAGAUGCACGCGUGGCGUUGCCGUUUGCCGCGCUUCACUUCGAACUAAGGAGCUUGUGAAAGUGGGUCCACCCGCAUCUACUCCAACUACUUCAACCCAAACAAAGCGUCAUUACCUUCAAUCGAACAAUGUGCGUCGCCCUACUGAAACCGAAUUGACAAAACCAAGCAAACAUGGCGCCUUCUCCACUGCAGCGACGCCGUACACUCUCUACGAAGAUGUCGUC
This is a messenger RNA of Cercospora beticola, 2962 nucleotides long. RefSeq names its product protein arginine N-methyltransferase (gene HSL7). The record is from RefSeq and is a predicted model, not a curated record. Gene Ontology annotation, biological process: regulation of DNA-templated transcription; peptidyl-arginine N-methylation. NCBI's taxonomy places the organism in Eukaryota, Fungi, Ascomycota, Dothideomycetes, Mycosphaerellales, Mycosphaerellaceae. Gene Ontology annotation, cellular component: cytosol; nucleus.